Rotaria socialis is the source of this 2844-nucleotide messenger RNA. Lineage: Eukaryota; Metazoa; Rotifera; Eurotatoria; Philodinida; Philodinidae. The record is from the annotation of a GenBank genome assembly.
AUGGCAAAUGAAGUUAAUGCUGAAAACGACGCGGCAGAUGUUGACAUUUGCCGUGUAUGCCGAUGUGAAGGCGCAGUCGAUCGACCACUCUUCUAUCCAUGUUUAUGUCACGGAAGUAUCCGAUACGUUCAUGAUGAUUGUUUAAUUCAAUGGUUAAAAGUAUCACGAAAAGAGGAGUGUGAAUUAUGUGGAACAAAAUUUCGAUUUACCCCUAUUUAUCAUCCAUCCAUGCCACCCGGUCGCUUACCAUUGAAAGAUUUGAUCAAUGGUUUAUUGCGUACUUUCUUUAAAGCAUUAAGAUAUUGGCUACAUUAUCUUAUUGUUGCUUUUUGUUGGCUUGGUGUUGUGCCUAUAUCAGCCAGUCGUAUAUAUCGAUGUCUUUUUGCUGGAUCAAUAUCCUCGAUUCUUACACUACCAUAUGAUAUUGUUUCGACAGAUAAUUUAUUUACUGAUGUGCUGCAAGGUGGUUUAGUUGUUUUUUGUUCACUUGGUGCUUUUAUCUGUUUACUUUGGCUGAGAGAACAAAUUCUUAGUGGUGGUGGACCAGCUUGGCUUCAACCAGCAGAACCGGAGCCAGCUCGACAGUUAGCAGUAGUACCACCUGUUAAUUUUGUUCUACCGAUAGCACCAAUCGAAGACUUGCCUCUUCUGAAUCCUGCGCCGGCACUUCCUGUCCUGCUACCUCAACCCCUUGCUCCUAACAAUGUUGAACCACCAGUAGCUCAAAAUCAACCUGAGCACGAAGAAGGUGCUUUCGUUGAUGCUGUCAAUGAUGAAGACGAUGAAAAUGAUGACGAUGAUGAAGACGAACAGGCAAAUUUAGUUGCUCAACCAGCUGGUAUCGUCGAAAAUGCACAAAAUCAAGAAAAUAACCAUAACUGGAUGGAUUGGGAUCGAGCUGCUGAUGAUUUAACAUGGGAACGAUUAUUAGGCCUUGAUGGUUCGUUACAAUUUCUAGAACAUGUAUUUUGGGUUGUCACACUUAACACACUAUUUAUUCUUAUAUUUGCAUAUGCACCUUUUCAUAUUGGUAAAAUCAUAACAGCAAGUAAAAAUUUUCAACAAGCUGUUACCGAUACACGUUUUGAAACUGCAAUCAAUACUUUAACAACUUAUGGUUGCGUAAAUGCUUUAAUUGGUUAUAUUUUCAUAUCAUUUUUUCUUUUAAUAUCAUUUACAAUAUUGAGUUUUGUUAAUUAUUUAACACGUAUACGUCGUCUCGUUGGUCUUGCUUAUAUCGUAUUAAAAGUCGCAUUACUUAUUGUCCUAGAAAUUCUUCUCUUUCCAUUCAUAUGCGGAAUAUGGCUUGAUGUAUGCUCAUUAAGAAUAUUAAAUGAACGUACAAUAACACUGAAUGAUCGUCUAACACAAUUUCAAACAAGCCCAGGAACAAGUACAUUUUUACAUUGGCUAUGUGGAAUGGUAUUUGUUUUCUAUUUUGCAACAUUUAUAUUUCUACUACGUGAAGUUUUACGGCCUGGCGCCUUGUGGUUUUUAAAAUCUAUCAAUGAUCUCGAUUUUAAUCCUAUACAAGAAAUGAUUCAAUUACCACUUGCACUGCAUUUAAGACGUUUUAUAUCAUCAAUAAUAAUAUUCGGUUGUGUAAUUAUUUUAAUGUUCUAUGUUCCUGGUGAAUUAUUAAUACGUUGUAUACCGAAAUUUUUACCAUUUAAUGUUAAAGGAAGUCUUGAAACAGUUGUUAGCGAAUUAAUGAUAGAAUUUAUUUUAUUACAAGGAAUAUUACCAACAUUACUUGAACAAGGACAUACACGUACUAUGCUUAAAUAUUUGCUUCAAUUGUGGGUUGAAUUGGCAUCAUGGAUAUUAGGCUUGCGGUCUUUUCUUUUGGGUGAUACACCAUCACUGACUAUAACGAAUGCACCACAAGUUGAUCAAAAUGAUAACGUUUUACCAAUGCCAAUAGUUGCUAUUCCUGAUCAACCUCAAAAUGACCCAGUGGAACAAGCACCACCUGUACAAAUAUUACCAGCACCAGCACCAGCACCAGCACAAUUAGCAUUAUCUCAACCAUUUAUUGAACCAUCAUUUUUUCGUCUUCGCCUAGCAGGUCUUUGUUUAUUUACUUGUUUAUCAUUGGCAUUCCUUUCAGUCCUUGGUUUAACUAUACCGGCAACUAUUGGUCGUUUUCUUCUUGGUUUUAUAACAGGUUCAGCAAGAUUACAUGAAUUAUAUACAAUACUUACUGGUUUAUAUAUUCUUUGGCUUAUAACACGUAUUAUAUUUUUCAUUCGAUCACUUCUACCAUUUGAUGUCAAUAAUAUCCUAACACGUCUAAAAUCUUACAGCAUUUUGUGUAUGCGUGUUUUACUUUGUACUUUUUGUGUUAUUGGUUAUGUUCCAUUUAUGAUUGGACUUGCUAGUGAAUUAGUUUUAAUUAUACCAUUGAGUACAUCCAUUGAACAAACAGCUGUACUUACACCAUUACGUGUUUGGAUUAUUGGUUUACUCAAUACAAAAAUUACGAUAGCACUUAUCAUGAGUGGUCCACAAUGGCGUCUAAAAACAGUUCUUGAACGUCUCUAUCAAGAUGGAUUGCGUCGUAUAGAUUUUGCAUUCUUAAUUAAUGAAUUCCUAUUACCAUUUACACUUAAUAUUGGAAUGUUCAUGGCAUUUCCAUAUUUAGCUGUAUCACAUGUAGCACCAACAUUAUUUAAUCCUCAUGUUGUUCAUCGAUUAGAACGCUAUAUAUAUUCAGCUAUAAUAUCACUUAUGCUUCUGCUAGCAUUUGUUAUAUUUCAAAUCAAACAACUUCGUCUAUUAUUUGAACAUGUACGUGAUGAAAAAUAUUUGGUUGGUCGCCGUUUAAAUAAUUUUGAAAGAUGA